Messenger RNA from Colletotrichum acutatum, 1406 nucleotides. Its product is annotated as NADH:flavin oxidoreductase/NADH oxidase. NCBI's taxonomy places the organism in Eukaryota, Fungi, Ascomycota, Sordariomycetes, Glomerellales, Glomerellaceae. The coding region runs from base 176 to 1282 and encodes 368 amino acids. Gene Ontology annotation, molecular function: NADPH dehydrogenase activity; FMN binding. The transcript has 2 exons. The record is from RefSeq and is a predicted model, not a curated record.
CAUGGGUGUCAAAGAGAAUGAACUCGGAUUAAUUGCGCUAGCGAAGGAGUCGAUGACGGGAUACUGCUACGUCUCUGAUUUUAGACUCUGCCAUCGCAUCUACCUUAUUUUGACUUGUCAAGAUAGCUUCAAAACUUUAACUGCAUCUAGUUGAUUUCAUCUACAUCAGCUAGUCAUGUCAAAACUAUUCGCCCCGUUGGCUAUAGGGCCUAUCCAGCUCUCUAACCGACUAGCCCUGGCGCCGCUGACAAGGUACCGCGCAGACGAUGAAUGGACACCGACUCCAAUGAUGGAGGAGUAUUACGCCCAGAGAGGCUGCGUACCGGGUACUCUGCUCAUUUCUGAGGGAACUCUGAUCUCGUACCGUACCGCCGGACGUCAUAACGUCCCUGGCAUCUGGAAUGAAGCGCACAUUGCAGGCUGGAAGAAGGUCACGGAUGCCGUGCAUGCCAGGGGCUCGUUCAUCUACUGCCAACUCUGGCACUUGGGUCGCGGUGGCAGAGCUGAAGUCCUCGAAUCCCUCGGGUUACAUCUCGAGUCUUCAAGUGCGAUACCCGUAGCCGACGGCGCUGCUAUCCCUGUAGGAAUGAGCGAAAGCGACAUACAGCAAGUCAUCGAGGACUACGCGACGGCCGCGCGCAACGCUCUCGAAGCCGGCUUCGACGGGGUGGAGAUCCACGGCGCCAAUGGGUAUCUACCCGACCAGUUCCUUCAGGAUACCUGCAACAAGCGAACCGACGGUUGGGGCGGCAGUAUCGAGAAGCAUGCUCGGUUCCAUAUCGACGUGACAAAGGCUGUCGUCAAUGCCGUCGGCGCCGAUAGGACGGCCGUUCGUCUCAGCCCGUACAGUGAUUUUCAGGGCAUGCUCAUGGACGACCCAGACCCGACCUUUGAAUACUUGGUCAAGCAAUUGAAGCCUCUGGGGCUUGCGUAUCUCCAUCUCAUUGAAGCUCGGAUCAGCGGUAAUGAUGACACCGAUUGCGGUGGACAGCGGACGGUGCGCUGGCUGAUCGAGCUCUGGGACAACGCGAGCCCAGUCUUGCUUGCCGGUGGCCUGAAUGCCAGUUCUGCAAAGGCAGCUGUGGACGAAACGUACAAGAAGUACAACGUUGCUGUUGUCUUUGGGCGGUACUUCAUCUCGAAUCCCGAUCUCGUCUUCCGCAUCAAAGAGGGUAUCGAGCUGGACAAGUACGAGCGGACGUACUUCUACACCCCAAAGCUGCCAACCGGAUACAUUGACUAUCCUUUCUGCCAUCAAUUCCAGUUGAGUGCCAGGGUUUGACGCUGCGUCACCAUUCCGGAUAGAGACGGUGGGAUUGAUGGAAAUAUGAACCGGGUAUGUUUGCCUAGAUAUGAACAAAUGUGAAAGUUUUGUAUGAAUUACAUUACGCCAUUAUUCAGAGCUG